AUGUCCGGUGUUCUGCACAGCUGCUCCAGGACUCUGUGGAUCCCCAUCUGCUCCAGGACCCUCGUCUUGUUCCCUCUCUUCCUCCUGGUUCCUCUGUCUUUCUGGACUCCCACCGACGGAGCAGUACAGUCCAGUUUCCGCAGAUUGAGCGGCAGAGAGAAGAAAGAAAUGCAGAAGGAGAUAUUGUCCAUUUUGGGGUUGCCAGGACGCCCCAGGCCACACCCCCUGCGGCCCCCCUCCUCUGCGCCCCUGUUCAUGCUGGACCUGUACCACGCCAUGUCUGCGGAGGGUGAGCAGGAGGGGAACGAGGUGCUGCUGGGAGGCCUGGGGCUGGGACGGUUCGGGAACGUGGAUAAACUGUCACAGGUGAACUUGGCGGCGCUGCCCACGCUCAGCUCGCACACGCCGCCACUGGGGACCGUGGUGACGGACGCAGACACCGUCAUGAGCUUCGUCAACCUGGUGGAGCAGGAGCGGGACCUGCUACAGCCACGUCCGUACUGGAAGGAGUUUCGCUUCGACCUGACGCCACUGCCUCAGGGCGAGACGGUGGCGGCGGCAGAGUUCCGGAUCUACAAGAGUCUGACGCUGGGACAGAGGGCCAACCGCACCCUGCACAUCUCUGUGUACGAGAUCCAGAGGGACAACAGGAUCAGAGAGCCGGAGCUGGUGCUGCUGGACAUGCAGUCGACCCCCGCGGGGCAGGAGGGCUGGCUCGCCUUUGAUGUCACCUCAGCUGCAAACCACUGGCUCCUGCACCCCCGCAGUAACCUGGGCAUCCGGCUUUAUGUGGAGACAGAGGAGGAUCGCUCGCUCUCGGCCGGUUGGAUCGGUUUGGUGGGCCGCAGAGGGCCUCGCUCCAAACAGCCGUUCAUGGUGACGUUCUUUAGAGAAAGUCAGGUCCCGUGUCGACCUCCGAGAGCCGUCAGGCCGCAUCAGAGGCGCAGGAAACCCAAACCAGACCUGCCCAUGCCCAGCAUCCACAACCACACUCCAGUGAACACCGGCGCCCCCUGCCAGAAACAUGAGCUCUACGUCAGCUUCAGUGACUUGGGCUGGAAGGAUUGGGUGCUGGCGCCCACGGGAUACUUGGCGUAUUACUGUGAUGGAGAGUGUUUCUAUCCUCUGGGCUCCUGCAUGAACGCCACCAACCACGCCCUCAUCCAGCAGGUGGUGCACCUGCUGAAGCCCACAGAGGUCCCCAAAGCCUGCUGCGCUCCCACCAAACUCAGCCCCAUCUCCGUCCUGUUCUACGACGACAACAACAACGUGAUCCUCAAGAAACACCGCAACAUGGUGGUAAAGAGCUGCGGCUGCCUAUAG
Messenger RNA from Knipowitschia caucasica, 1323 nucleotides. The record is from the annotation of a GenBank genome assembly. NCBI's taxonomy places the organism in Eukaryota, Metazoa, Chordata, Actinopteri, Gobiiformes, Gobiidae.